AUGUCUCGGGAAACCCUGAUACCGACAGUAUCUGUUUUGUACGUAACUGUGCGUCUGACGUCACCCCCCUUAGUAACCCUCGGCGGCGUCUCCAGGAGAGAAGGCAACAAGAUGGGAUUGCUGUCCAUCCUGCGUAAGCUAAAGAGCACACCAGACCAGGAGGUUAGGAUACUGCUGCUGGGUCUGGACAACGGCGGGAAGACCACCCUGCUCAAACAGCUGGCAUCCGAGGACAUCAGCCACAUCACCCCUACACAGGGAUUCAACAUUAAGAGCGUCCAGUCUCAGGGUUUUAAACUGAAUGUCUGGGACAUUGGGGGCCAAAGGAAGAUCAGGCCGUACUGGAGAAACUACUUUGAAAACACAGAUGUGCUGAUUUAUGUCAUUGACAGUGCUGACCGAAAGAGGUUUGAGGAAACAGGUCAGGAGCUGGCUGAGUUGUUGGAUGAAGAGAAGUUAAGCGGCGUUCCAGUUCUGAUCUUUGCAAACAAACAGGACCUGCUGACAGCCGCCCCGGCCUCUGAGAUCGCAGAGGGUCUCAAUCUGCACACCAUCCGGGAUCGCAUGUGGCAGAUCCAGUCCUGCUCCGCCCUCACUGGUGAGGGGAUUCAGGAGGGCAUGAAUUGGGUCUGCAAGAGCGUCAACGCCAAGAAAAAAUAGCUUUGCUUCUAGUCUUCUGCUACUCAGGAGGAACAGCAGCAGCAAACACACACACACACACACACACACACACACACACACACACACACACUAUCACACAUUGUACCCUCCUGAGCCUUAGUACGAUGGGAUAUACCUGUGAAUGUAAACACACUACUAAUCCAACAUGGACUUGGAGUUUUUAACCCCCUACAUUCCUGUAUCGCUGAUGUUUACUAAUCUCAACACAUCUUCCUACGUUGGCCUCUACAAAGAAGAGGGAGGGAUGGGGGGGGGGUUGCCUUCAAAGGGAACCCAUGCCAGGAAAUCAACCCCCCUCCGCUCCUCCACACUCCACCCACGUCAGCAUCAGUGUCCCAGCCAAUCCCAGCCACCAUCCACAGCCUGUCACCACCUCAAACAUUCCCAUUAAACUGCUGUCUUUGAUUGGAAUUCCAGCUUGUUCUUUAAACUCUAUCGCUCGCUGUCCAGGAAACCAGCCUCCUCCACCCAACCUCCAACCGCCCCUCCCAUCUCCCAUCAUCUUUUUCUCCCAUCUCCUUCCUACAGGUUGACAUGUAUUGUUGUUUUUAUUUUUUAUCAUUCCAUGAUGGCUGUAAGCGCUUUUCCUGCUAUGGCUCUGUUUGAAGUGAGGUAUAUUUUUGUAAUUGUUUUAUUUAUGGUGAAGUAGAGUGUAGAGUGCUUUUCAAACAACGACUGGUGUGGUGUGUGUGAUUUCAAGGAUGUUGGAGAAAAGGUCCGACUCUCCCCACUAAAGCAUAAUACUGUACAUGUUAAUAUGUAUAAAAAAAAAGAUGAAAUUAAAAGGUUAAGAGGAACUACAUUUUUUGGAUCAACUGUAAAUAGCUUGGCCCUGUGUUCAUAUGUUACGUUAUGCAUAUGUUAUAGAGUAUAUGUUACCCUGCUGUACUGUGUAAUCUAUAAUGUUUGCAUAUGUAAUAUAUGCUGGCAGAUUUUUAACAGAGGUAUACCGUAUGUACUGUAUGUCCCAAUGCAUUUCUUUGUGCUCUUUGGAUUAGUGAGGGAAUUCACUCUUUAGGCGUGUCCUUUUGAUAUUCUUGAAUGUAAUCUGUCCAGAAUUGAAGGUACUA
Seriola dumerili (greater amberjack) is the source of this 1751-nucleotide messenger RNA. It is a transcript of the gene arl3b, whose product is annotated as ADP-ribosylation factor-like protein 3. Bases 1 to 660 code for a protein of 219 amino acids. Lineage: Eukaryota; Metazoa; Chordata; Actinopteri; Carangiformes; Carangidae. The record is from RefSeq and is a predicted model, not a curated record. Gene Ontology annotation, biological process: cilium assembly. Gene Ontology annotation, molecular function: GTP binding; GTPase activity. Gene Ontology annotation, cellular component: microtubule cytoskeleton; cytoplasm. The transcript is spliced from 7 exons.